AUGCCUGCUGUGUCUCAAAUUUCUAGCGGCAUCUUCAAUGGCCUGAUGCGGAAAAACGCCACCUGGCUGACGACCAUCUUCCUUGGCGCCUUCACGUUCGAGCUGGCAUUUGAGGGUGUAACAAACUCUAUAUGGGACAAUUGGAACAAAGGUCGGCAAUGGAAAGACAUCAAACACCGAUACAUACAACAAGCUGAAGAAGAGGACGAGGAAGGGGCCGUGGCUUCGCCUCAGACAGACUUCAGCAACAUCUGUGUGACAACCCGUGAGCUUGCCAUCGAAAGAGUAUCGACAAUUUCGGUGUCGCAUCAUGAACGUUUGGUGGCGGCAUAG
Messenger RNA from Fonsecaea monophora, 333 nucleotides. RefSeq lists its product as hypothetical. Bases 1 to 333 code for a protein of 110 amino acids. The transcript has 6 exons. Gene Ontology annotation, biological process: mitochondrial electron transport, ubiquinol to cytochrome c. Lineage: Eukaryota; Fungi; Ascomycota; Eurotiomycetes; Chaetothyriales; Herpotrichiellaceae. The record is from RefSeq and is a predicted model, not a curated record.